Molecule: messenger RNA, 1515 nt
Organism: Sphenostylis stenocarpa
Lineage: Eukaryota; Viridiplantae; Streptophyta; Magnoliopsida; Fabales; Fabaceae
Source: the annotation of a GenBank genome assembly
AUGGCUACCUUAAAUUCAGCACCACCCCUCUUGCGUUUUUCAUCUAGGAGGUCUUCAUCUUUGGCAACCCAUUUGAGUUUUGGCCAUUCUGGGAAAUCCCAGCUGGGAUUUGUGUCCAGAAUCUCACCAACAAAGUUGCAAUGGAAAGGUAGAGAAGAGGAGUGGCAGAAGAAGAGAAAGGCACAAUGGGGUGUGAGGUGCACUGCAGAUGGCAUAGAAGGGGAGAUGUUUGUGAGAGGUAGAGAAGAAGGUGUAGGUGUUAGCAUCCCAGAGAGGUUGAAGGUGGUGUCUUUGGUUGCAUGUGUCAUGUGUCUGUGUAAUGCUGAUCGUGUGGUUAUGUCUGUGGCUAUUGUUCCUCUGGCUGAUAAACAUGGCUGGUCCAAUUCUUUUCUUGGCAUUGUUCAGUCAUCUUUCCUGUGGGGUUACAUAUUCUCCUCGGUGAUUGGAGGAGCUUUGGUAGAUAAAUAUGGAGGAAAGAGGGUGUUGGCCUGGGGUGUGUUUUUAUGGUCUUUGGCAACUCUUCUCACACCUUUGGCAGCCAACCACUCCAUAGUGAGCUUGUUGGCCAUUCGUGCUGUCUUUGGAUUGGCUGAAGGAGUGGCUAUUCCAUCCAUGAGCACUCUUUUAUCAAGGUGGUUUCCAACUAAUGAGAGGGCAAGUGCACUUGGAAUGUCAAUGGCUGGAUUUCACCUAGGCAAUGUUGUAGGCUUGUUGCUGACACCAAUUAUGCUGUCCACUAUAGGAAUUUCAGGUCCUUUCCUCUUAUUCUCAUCCCUUGGGUUGCUCUGGGUGAUGACAUGGGCUUAUCGAGUCACAGAUGAUCCUAUGGAAAGUAAUUUUAUCAGCAGAGCAGAGCAAAGGGUAAUCCAAGCUGGGAAAACUGGUUCACCAAAGAAAAGUAACAAGUUCCCACCAGUACACCUACUGUUAUCAAAAUUACCAUCAUGGGCUAUAAUACUUGCCAAUGCAACUAAUAACUGGGGUUACUUUGUUCUCCUCUCAUGGAUGCCAGUUUAUUUCAAAAGCGUAUAUAAUGUGAACUUGAAGCAGGCUGCUUGGUUUAGUGCGGUUCCAUGGGCAACAAUGGCUAUGUCGGGUUGUCUAGCUGGUGUUGCAUCAGACUUCUUAAUCAACGCAGGGUACCCCACAAUAUUUGUCCGGAAGUUUAUGCAGACCAUUGGAUUCAUCGGUCCGGCAGUGACCUUGCUCUGCUUGAAUUAUGCCAAUACACCCACCAUUGCUGCAACACUCUUGACUAUUGCUUUGAGCCUGAGUUCUUUCAGCCAGGCUGGCUUUAUGCUUAACAUACAAGAUAUUGCCCCUCAAUAUGCAGGAAUUCUACAUGGAAUCUCAAAUUGUGCUGGAACUAUAGCAGCAAUCAUAAGCACAAUUGGAACUGGUUAUUUUGUACAGUGGCUGGGAUCAUUUCAGGCAUUCUUAACUGUAACAGCUGGUGUCUAUAUUGUGACAACUAUUUUUUGGAAUCUUUUUGCCACAAGCGAGCAAGUUCUGUGA